Messenger RNA from Chanos chanos (milkfish), 1767 nucleotides. RefSeq names its product pleiotropic regulator 1 (gene plrg1). The record is from RefSeq and is a predicted model, not a curated record. Gene Ontology annotation, cellular component: catalytic step 2 spliceosome; precatalytic spliceosome; Prp19 complex. NCBI's taxonomy places the organism in Eukaryota, Metazoa, Chordata, Actinopteri, Gonorynchiformes, Chanidae. Gene Ontology annotation, molecular function: protein binding. Gene Ontology annotation, biological process: mRNA splicing, via spliceosome. Bases 74 to 1618 code for a protein of 514 amino acids. The transcript is spliced from 15 exons.
UUUCUGGAUUGAAUCCUGUAAAGUUGUUUGUGUUUUUUGUUUGCCUUUCACGCCAAUACAUUUCAGCUACAACAUGACGGAGGAUGUUCAGAAACACUCGGUCCAUACACUUGUCUUCAGGUCUUUGAAAAGAACACAUGACAUGUUUGUAUCCGAUCACGCCAAACCAUUGGCAUUGGAUGAAGAAAGCCAGAAGAUUAAGAUGGCUGCGAAGCUGCGCGCGGAGUACGGACCGGUCCUGCAUAUGCCUGUGUUAAAGGAAGGCCGAGAGAAAGGACCCGCUCGCGCCACAGACCCGUACGGCCUGCAGGGCCAUCCGCUCACUGGUUCAGAACCCGAUUACUUGGUCACGGGAACCCACCCAUAUCCGUCCGGACCAGGUGUGGCUCUCACGGCGGACACACAGAUACAGAAGAUGCCCAGUGAGGCUGGCGUUCACUCUCUGGCUCUGGCCCUGCCCCCAUCACAGGCCAGACAAGAUGCUAGUCGCACAGCGGCCAGUGUGAGCGACAUUCACAGACAUGCAGGAGCGCCAGAGAGAUCUCAUCCACCUGGACACUCUAUGGCUCUGCUGGAGAGCGGCGGGACAAAGAGCUCGGCGCUGGCCGUGCGAAAGGCUCCCACGAUGCCCAAACCACAGUGGCACCCGCCCUGGAAACUCUACAGAGUGAUCAGUGGUCAUCUUGGCUGGGUACGGUCCAUUGCUGUGGAACCGGGGAACCAGUGGUUUGUGACGGGCUCGGCGGACAGAACCAUAAAGAUCUGGGACCUAGCCAGUGGCAGACUGAAACUGUCUUUGACUGGACACAUCAGUACAGUGAGGGGCGUGGCCGUCAGUGGGCGGAGUCCUUACCUGUUCUCCUGUGGAGAGGACAAACAGGUCAAAUGCUGGGAUCUCGAGUAUAACAAGGUGAUCAGGCACUACCACGGCCACCUGAGCGCAGUGUAUGACCUGGAUCUCCAUCCAACCAUAGACGUCCUGGUGACCUGCAGCCGGGACUCCACCGCAAGAGUGUGGGACAUCAGGACCAAGGCCAACGUGCACACGCUGACAGGACACACUAACACAGUGGCCACAGUGAAGUGUCAGAGUGCAGAGCCUCAGAUUAUCACAGGGAGUCAUGACACCACCAUCCGGCUGUGGGAUUUGAUUGCUGGGAAGACGAGAGCCACACUGACCAAUCACAAGAAGUCUGUCAGAGCUCUGGUUCUCCACCCCCGACAAUACACCUUUGCCUCCGGCUCCCCAGACAACAUCAAACAGUGGAAAUUUCCAGACGGAAACUUCAUUCAGAAUCUGUCUGGGCAUAACGCCAUCAUUAAUACGCUGGCCGUCAACUCUGACGGUGUCCUGGUGUCUGGAGCUGAUAACGGCACCAUCCACAUGUGGGACUGGAGAACGGGCUAUAACUUCCAGCGGAUCCACGCGGCGGUGCAGCCCGGCUCCCUGGACAGCGAGUCCGGGAUCUUCGCCUGCGUCUUCGAUCACUCUGAGAGUCGGCUGAUCACAGCAGAGGCUGACAAAACCAUUAAAGUUUACAAAGAAGACGACACAGCGACUGAGGAAACCCACCCUCUCAACUGGAAACCAGAGAUCCUGAAGAGAAAGAGAUUUUGAACUGUUUUCUAAACAAUACUUUUUAUUUUAUUAAUUAUUUCAUCUGAAUUGUUGAGCCUCUUAGUUUGUUCGCAUCUGAAACAACAAUUACGUUCACACACAUCUGUAAUUUUACUCAAAUGCUUCAAGAGUAUUCUCACACACAUUAA